GUAAUUAAUAUUCAUGAGGCAAAUUCGUACCUGGUUUGUUCAAUCGAUAAGAACACUCUUCUGCUGUCUGGACGCGUUGUGCAAGCUUUUUUGAAGAUAUUAUGUAAUAUAUAUACGAACAUGGAAGAGGAAGCCUGCAACAAUUUCAAAUCCUUAAGGGCAAAGUUUCAAGAAGAGAUCCAGGUGAGGUGCAGACCUGAGGUCCCUGAGAGACCCAAACGCCUCCCAAAAUCUGCCAUAAGCCGCUCUGGUCUGAUAACCAUGAGCCUGUGUUCAGCUGUGGAAACCAAGACCGCCAGUCAACCCCGGGUCAUUGUGAGAGAAGACCAGAAAACACCUUCAGGAAAACACCCUGUAUCGUUCCCAAGCACAGCAUCUGGAGAUGGGCCCAACAGGCAGUCACUUAAAACGUGGCAUUUGCCCCUCGUGUUGCCGCUUUCAGGCGAGCCAAAGCAUGACUCUUCCGCACCUCCUUCAAAGAGCAUCACCUCGCCUCUUAAAUGCAUCAUGAAACCAGUUCCUACACCUUUCAGCUCGACCAGAGUUUCACUGUGCGCUAAAGAAAUUGGCAAAAAUGGUCUGGGGCGUCUGAAGAACAGUGGCACUUUUAAUGUUCAGAUGCAAGAGUCCACCGUAAAGACUGCAAGUCCAGAAGCCGUGGAGGCCCAGCAGGCUAGGGUGUCAAAUCCCGGAUUGCUGGAUCAUCCACCUUCGCCAAAUGAUUCGCUGACAGAUCCGUCUUCUGGCAGUGUUACUCAUUUCUUUGACCAGCGUGUCCUGAGCCCACUAGAGAAAGCCAAGAGGAAGCUCUGUCAGAGGAACCUGUUGGUGUGUGGCAGACCAAAGGGCUUCUACUCCAGUAAAGCACAAGCGCAGCUCGCAGAAAGCCCUCCAUCGCCCACUGAAUCUGAGAGUUGUCAGAAGGUUAAUGGAGUAUCACACCGCAGCAUCUCUGUAAUGGAGCUCGGUGGAGUCAUGCAGCCUCCGAAAGCAUGCAAACCUCUUCCUGACCUGGCAUCCUUAGGCCCUACACCCUUAAAGCCACCUAGACCUCCACAUGUGGAUCUGAGCAAAUAUAAGACUGGAUUUCAUGUCUGUGAAACAAGCGAAGCACUUACUGUUGAAUCUGUUCCCGAGCCUGAGAUUGUGGCCACUGCUAAUGCAUCACUUGAGGACACAAGCGGACGCGUACCUCCCCCCGAAUUUCCAGAUUUUGACAUUUCUGCACCAGACGCCACAGACAGUAAUGCUAUAAACCUGGCGGCCCUGGAUUUAGGGGCCACUGAGUUUCCAGAGUUUGAUUCGUUGCCUCCACCUCCACUGCCAGAUGAAGACGGUGGCCUGCAUUCACAGGCUUUUUUGGUCCAGCAUUGUCCGGGUCAUUUUGGUCCAAAGAACAUGCAGUCAGAAGACGCUCCGUGUCAGUCCUCAGAGGAAAUGAGAAAAGUAGGGACCCUGGCGUCUAAUACAGAAUCGGUGACCUCUGACCUGAGACUGAAUGGAUCACACACGGCCUUCAACCCGAGCAGUGAACACCAGCUUCCAUCAGAACCAAUGAAUUCUCAACAAGAGUGUUUCCAUGAAACCUUUGGUAAUGUUUAUGAGGAUGUGGAAACAGUCCCCAGGUUUUCUUUUGCUCAAAGCUCGUAUAAGUGUAAAGGAGCUCCUAAGAAUCCGUAUGCUGAUAACAGCCUUGUGAAAGAAGAAACAUGGAGGAAUAUAUGGCAUGUCACUCAAUGGUCUAAUGCAGCUGACGAUCAAAAUGGCCAACAUGAUAGAAAGAAGCAGCUGAGCCCUGAACAUCUCGAGGAUAAAGAGCAGAAGAAGAAAGAGAGGCAGCGUCUGGAGAAGGAGAAGAAAGAACAGAAAGAGAAGGAUAAAAAGAGGAAUGAAAUGCACAAGAAAUUUAAAAUCACUGGACUGGAAGAGCCCAUGUAUCACGCCAGAGUGCUGGCGGACAGCAAACUGCGAAAGUACGACCUUCCCGUCAAAAGUGGGGAUCUCAUCAGCAUCAUCCGAACGGUCAGCUGCCCCAAGGGCAAAUGGCUAGCCAGAGACACCAACAACAGAUAUGGCUACAUAUCUGUGAUGCGGAUGGGUCACAUACUGAGUCAGAUCAAAGCGGUCUCUAUGCCUGAGAUGUUCGAUAGCAGCUCUUCUGCUCAUCAUCCUUUCAGUGACUGGAGUAUUGAAGACAUCCAGACACAUGUGGAUCUAAAUUUCACAUGGUUUGAUCUUUGCAGGUCCUCUCAUCAGAAUCCUGUGCUUACAAGUAGCUUCACUGAUGACAGCGAGGAAUGGAUGUAUGAAGAAGAUGACAUGUUGUCGCUAUCUGCUGAAAAUGUGAGUCAGAUCAAAGCGGUCUCUGUGCCUGAGAUGUUCGAUAGCAGCUCUUCUGCUCAUCAUCCUUUCAGUGACUGGAGUAUUGAAGACAUCCAGACACAAGAGGCAGAAAACUUCCAGUUUGCAGACAUUGAUCUCCUGCCGCCUCCAGCUCUUUACGCUGACUCUCUGUGAGCCGGUGGCAUGUGUCAGCAUGUCGUCUGAUGUUUGUCGGUCGGUUUCGGCCAAUGAAAGAAAUUGGAACCAGCAAUACAUACUGAUUUUUUUGUAUCUUUUAUUUUUCUCUCCACAGUGGCUUUAAAUGCAUUCCUCUGUCAUUGCCAAGGACUUCCACACAAGUGUUGCUUGCCCUUUAGUCUUCAAAUAAUCAAAUUAGAGUUAAUUCUCAAAUGCAAAGAGGAACAAAUGCUUAAAAGACAACUUACUCUAGCUGUUCAAGGUUGAAGUGUGACAUUUGCAUUGUGAGCGAGCCGAUUGAGAAUGAAUAACAGACAGUGGCAGCUUAGGGGUUUUAAUGAAACGGGGAUGUGGCACUUAUUCAUAUGAGCUAUUAAAUUGCAAUUGGGAAUGUUGGAAGUUGGUGGUUUGAUAACAUGUUUGUUUAAUAAUGAAAACACAACUUAAAUGGAAUAAAUGGAUGUGUAUACA
Sinocyclocheilus grahami is the source of this 2991-nucleotide messenger RNA. RefSeq lists its product as uncharacterized. Gene Ontology annotation, cellular component: plasma membrane. NCBI's taxonomy places the organism in Eukaryota, Metazoa, Chordata, Actinopteri, Cypriniformes, Cyprinidae. The record is from RefSeq and is a predicted model, not a curated record. Gene Ontology annotation, biological process: protein localization to plasma membrane; integrin-mediated signaling pathway; T cell receptor signaling pathway. Bases 121 to 2517 code for a protein of 798 amino acids. Gene Ontology annotation, molecular function: protein binding. The transcript is spliced from 19 exons.